Messenger RNA from Adineta ricciae, 324 nucleotides. The record is from the annotation of a GenBank genome assembly. NCBI's taxonomy places the organism in Eukaryota, Metazoa, Rotifera, Eurotatoria, Adinetida, Adinetidae.
AUGGACUUUCAGGAAACUAUACAAGAACUCAUCGAAUGUCUACAACUGAAUCUUUUCUAUGAGAAUUUUACAAAAGAUCAAAUUGAUCCGUAUUUACUCAAUUGUUUACAGUCCGCUCGAGAUUUAUUAGCGAAAAAUGCCGAACCAAUUGAGAAAAUAAAGCUCUAUUUAAAAAUCGUUCUUGAAUACUCAUGGGAGAAACUCAAUACAGGCAUUUGGCAGAACGUCAAGCCAGCCUAUCGAUAUCUGUAUGCAUACGCGUGUUACAUCGAUGUUCUUGCUGAUUGUAGGACAAUAAUUGGUACUAAUUGUCAAGUUAAGUAG